AUGAAAGUAAGGAGAAGAAGUAAGAUAGUAAGCAUGUCUGUGGGAUUGCUGGCUCUCGUAACGGGGACUGUGACCAUUAUUGGAUUUGUAAUCAAGUUGCAGAGGCGCUUAAAAUCCAUAUCAAUGAAUGAAGAAUUGAAGGAGCUAUAUUUCUACUGUCCAAGAUCACCUGCAGUACUUGUCGAGGAAUUGGGCUGUAUUUCUCUUAGGUUUUCAGACAUCAAGGAGGAAACCUUUAUUAUAGGCCAGGCUGAAUGUAGAGAAAAUAGUGAGAAGUUAUAUCUUGAGUUCAUUAUAAAUACCUUAGAUCGUAUUUCCUGCCCAGAGGAUGAAGCAUAUAGGAUUGAAGGAGAUUUGAUGGAAAGAGAAAAAGAGAGGCUUCGGGUUCUGAGUUGUGAGAUAAGAUACAAUCUCUGUGAAAACUCGAGGGUGAUGGGAGCCAAAGAUAUAAAGGCAUAUUCUGAUACUUCUUCGGUAGCGCUAAGAAGACUCCUUGGACUUGAUAAAGAGUUUCCCUCCGAGCAAGACCUGGAGGCCGAAGAGGCAAGGGAGAUGAUUAAGGUUAUUGAAGCAUACUGGCAUAAAGGACUAAAUGAUGUGGAAUGCAAAAUUUCUGAAAAAACUCUACUGUUGAAGAGAUAUGUGGCAUGCGUUCUUGCUAGAUAUCUUAUUGAAUGCAAAAUAGACAAUCAGAAAAGAAUGGCGAGAGAUGCGGAUGUUCUUAUGAGGAUUGAAGUAGGAGAUGUUUUAGGUGAUAAGAGGAUAAGCCCGUUUGUGAUUUUAAGCAGAAAAGAGUCUAUGAGCCCAGGAACGUAUAUGAAUGUUGUACGGGAGAUCCUUUUUUUUAUUAAGUAUAAAGGCAUUAUUUCUGAUAUGGACUCCGGUGCAAAUAAAAGUUUUAAUGGCACUGAUGAGCUGUGGUUUCUCUUACAGAAAUGUAAGAAUAGUUUCAACAGAACCCUGUCAUACAAGCUUAGUAAACUGUUUGAUGAAAGGUCUAAAAACGAUUUAAUGGCCGGAAACGAUGACGACUAUAUGGCCUAUAGAAUCCUGAUUGGUUUUCUUGGACUAACAGAAGGUUUCCAAGAUGCAGAAAUAAGGCAAAUAAAAGAUCAGGACAUGCCUGUUCUUAGAUACUACCAAAGCUUUCUUUCAACCCUAGUUGAUGAUAAGGCUUACUACCAUAUUCUAGAUACAAAGAAGACCAUUAAGGUAAAAGAUUACAUGGCCGGCCAGCUGCUCAGAGGUUAUAAAGGCAAGAUACAUAAACUAGCUAGCAAGAUUGAGAAUAGGAAGAUCUCUAGAAUGAAAAUAAGUGGGGGAUCCAUCCAAAUGAAGCACUAUCUCUGGAUCUUAGUCAGACUCAUCCAUGAUAUUGGAGAUGUAGAUAGAAAGACCAACAGGAAAUUCACAGAUGAAUUAAGCAAGCUGAGAGAGAACUUUAUACUUUUAGUCGAACUGAUUUUAGAUGGGAGAAGGAUAGAUACUUCUGAACCUUCUACAAGGGCUGUUCUCAGGCUAGUGGGAAUAGGUGAGAAUAUUGGUGUCUGCACUGAGGGAGUAGGGGAUGAACACGCCUAUAUAUUUGAAAGCAUAGGAUGGUGCAAGUCUCCAGGAAAUUCUAUUUCCUCUGCUCGAUGCAUCUUGAAUGGAGUGGAAGUUCCUCUUAAAAGACAUGCUAUGGGAGUGGUCUCUCAAUAUCUCAAGGAAUGCAGGGAGUGGAGCGAAGCACAAAAACGUAUGGAUUUGAAAGUCUUUAGAAGUGUAAGUGAGGCGUUUUCCAUAAGAUAUGAGGAUGGAAGGCCUGUUGGAGUAGAAUACUUUGAGAUAAUAAGAACCAUGCUUGUCAAAGUAUUUUGCUAUGAAUCGGAAAACCUCUUCAGAAAAGCCAUGAUAGAUGGGAAUUCCCUCUCGAAUAUGCUAAAAUAUUAUCUGGAUUGUAAGGUGAGGGAUGUUUGUGAAUUUUUCUCAAAGGCCUUCCUAACGGUGAUAAAUGAUCUUCAUGAAGAUGGGGAGAGGGUUUCUGGACAUACUGUUACUAUGAUCAAAAGGGUUUUGGGAAAGGAUGAAUCUUUUAUGCGAAGCAUGGAUUUUCAAAAAGUUGAUGAAAGGUUAUUCAAAUCCAUUCUAUCCAGAUUUCCAGGAAAGUACAAGAAGAUUGAGUGCUGUUUUGAAGAUAAGGAAUUCAGGCUAGUCCAUCUGGUUGCCUUGGCAAUAGCAAAAUACCUUAAGGCAGGUCCUGUUGAAAACUUUGAACUUGCUCUCGAACUUGAGAAGAAUCUGAUAUGCAAGGUUGGAUUCUAUGAGGAAAGAUGA
Molecule: messenger RNA, 2316 nt
Organism: Encephalitozoon romaleae SJ-2008
Lineage: Eukaryota; Fungi; Microsporidia; Unikaryonidae
Exons: 1
Coding region: 1-2316 (771 amino acids)
Source: RefSeq, a predicted model, not a curated record